AAUGUUACGAUUUAGUUUAAUAAACUAAAUUACAGAGCGAUGGCGACGGUGACAUUUUUCUAGGGUUACGAUGGAUCUUCGAGGAUGGGAUCCAGGGGAUCAAAGGGUCACACGGGAUAAUCAGAGGGCAGAUCUUCAUCAUUAUGAAGGUUCCUGGAGAGGAUCGAAACAAACUGGGGUCUCCACCAGGAGAGAUCGUGUGGAUCUCGGAGGGAAUCUCCGAAUAAAUGGAAAUAUAUGGAGGGCAAGAUCCUUAGAAUCGGUAAAAGCUUCGGGCUCCUUACGCUUAAGGAAAUCAUCGUCAAACAUCAUCCAAAGCCGAGAUCUUUGUGAGUCAACUUAUUGGGAGUGCGAGGAGUGUGGAGGGAAACCCAAAAGACUGAAGAUUUCGGGGCCAAACUUUGACAACACGGGGCUCAUUCAAGGCUAUGCAAAGGCUUUGAUUGGUCGAUGCAUGAAUCCUGAUGAGCAGAAUGUGAAGGCAUUGGUGGUGACGCUACCAAAAAUUUGGAAAUUGAUUGGGACAGAUUUGGGCUGGGCAAGUUCCAGUUUGAUUUUGAGGAAGAAGAAGAUAAUGACGAGGUCCUAAGGAUGCAGCUGUUUCAUCUCGACUACUGGAUGCUAUCAUUGGUUCGCUGGCAAUCUAGGAAAGAACGACCUUACCCUUCGGAGAUCAUUUUUGGGUAAAGGUUCUGGGUUUUCCUCUAGAAUUUUGGGCUGCCCCGAUUUUCGAGAGAAUCGGUGAGGCUUUUGGGGAGUGGCUUGAAGUGGAUCUUGAUCAUGGGAGAAUCAAAGUGAAGGUAGACGGCUACAAGGCAUUAUGUUUUGAAACUUCAGUUGAUUUCAGGGGAGGAGAAUUCCUUGAUCGGGAAGAGGCUUUGAUUUUUCUACGAUACGAGAAGCGCAGAUUCAAUACGUCAUUAUGUCGUAUCUCUGUAAGUUUUUAUCUCAAGUUUAUGGAUUGGAAUAAAGAUGGUUUAGUUGGUUUUUACAUCUGUUGUGUGGUGGUUCUACUGCGAAGAAAUUUCAUGUGGACAUCUGGUGGAAUUUUAAUAUUGGUCUUAAACAAGGUUGGAUUAUGUGCGUUAAUGAGAUUAUCUUUUUAUUCUA
This is a messenger RNA of Brassica napus (rape), 1110 nucleotides long. RefSeq lists its product as uncharacterized. The coding region runs from base 71 to 589 and encodes 172 amino acids. The record is from RefSeq and is a predicted model, not a curated record. The transcript has 2 exons. Lineage: Eukaryota; Viridiplantae; Streptophyta; Magnoliopsida; Brassicales; Brassicaceae.